ACCACCUGUCCAACGAUCGUGUUUCACUCAAGUUGGUUAAGGGUGAGAUUCUCCAAUUGGAACAGGGAUGACGACGCAAGCGUCCGAGAAUAGUGAAUAACAGUGGUUCCAGAGGGUUGCUUUGAAAAAGGGGCGGGCUCGAGAUGUACCAAGCUCCAGGAGUUCGAUUCCCUGGAUGAGGGUAUCAGUGGAAUCCUCAGAUUGAAGGUGACACUCAGACCGCAACAAACGUUUUAUUUGACUCGUGUACCGACAUUCUUUUUCAUUAUUUUUUUUUUUAAUUGAAAUACGAGGGUGGUACUUCCUGAAUUCGUUUGCUCCUGGAUAGAACCCGGGAUAUGAGCUACACCGAACCGUUGUGGGAGAUCAAUGGAAAUCAAGCACCAGUGAUUACAGCGGAUAUGUCGCAGUACGUCAGCGGCGAACUCGGAAGCUACCCGAUGUGGGACAGUUCUGUCUUAUACCAAGCACCACCUCCUUCGCACUCUCAUGUGAACGAACACGGAUUAUAUAGACAACCCUGUGCAUUAUUACAUCAAAGUCGUUACACGCCUAAUGGUAGAUCUCCGAAUCUCCCAUCGUCCACCACAAAGAAACCAAGGCGUCGCGUGGCGACUGUUUCGCAAAGAAGAGCAGCAAACAUCCGUGAGAGGCGCAGAAUGUUCAAUUUAAACGAAGCUUUCGACAAGUUACGCAGAAAAGUGCCAACUUUUGCUUACGAAAAACGACUCUCGAGGAUCGAGACUUUGCGCUUGGCCAUCACUUACAUUGCAUUUAUGGGAGAGCUGCUUGGAAUUGAACCGAGUAGCCCAAAACCAGAAUACAUCCCAAGGGAAUACUACUUGCCAAAUUAAACCUGUAAAACCAGUCUGGUAUUUUUAGAAAUGAAAUUACCAUAACUUGUGAUAUGCGUAAGAAAACAUGGUAAACGGUUGGUUACAUAUUAAAAAGUUCAAUUUGGUGUAUUUCAAAUGGAUAUAUUUCCUGAAAAAUAUUGAGUUGACAAAAUUGCAUAUGUAUGUACAUGCGGUUGAAUGAUAACUUUGGUUACUGGUAAGAAAACAAUAUGAUGACAACCUUAACAAAUCUGGCAUUGACCUCCACUCAUUCGAAUCCUCUCUUUAAUAUUUUAAUAGAUACUCGAUUUUUUUAACUCACGGUACAUGUUUCAAAAUACAUACAGAAAUCAAAGUACAUUAUUAGAUGGCAGAUUUUUUAUGCAUUUAUGGAAAAUUUGCGCCGAAGUGCACAAAAUGCAUAUAAUACGCGAAGAUAUGUAUAUAAAAUAUCCACAGUAUAGUAUUCGUUAUAAUAUUUAAUAUAUGAAGCAAUUUUCUACCUAGGUUACAUUUUUUUGAUUAUCUCCACAAAAAUAUGAAUUUACAUAAAUAUUCGCAGUCUAUAGAUUAUCAUCUAAUUUCUUUAUUUCCGAAAAAUCAUAAAGAAGAUUUUUUAAUUAAACAUAUCGCAAAUUUGAUUCUGCAAGGAUAUUUAAUAAAAUAAUUACAUAAAUUAGAGUAACUUACACAUACUCGAAUACUUCUAAAAAUUGUCAACAAAUAUUUUAAGUUUAUUGAUAAGUAAAUCGUCGAAAUAAUAUAAUCAUUCAUAUGAACAAAACUAUCGAGUGCAAAAUACAUCUAAGAACGUAAUGUCGUAUAUGUUUGAAAUUAAGUAAGAUUAAUGCAUCCACAUAUACGUAUAAGUGUUACAAUUCGAGUAUUAAGUAAAUUACAGUAAGCGUAGUUAAGAACCCACUCGAAAAAACAUUAACUAACACUUAAUGUUUAUGUGAUUUUACGAAAUAAGAUAACAAUCCGUGUCUUCCAUAAUUUAUGUAAAUCUGCUUAUUACAUAUUAUCAUUAUAUUUAAAUAUAAGAUGUACAAAUACUAUCACAGUAUGUAUCUUUCGUUAGUACACCAUUUUGUCUGUUUUAAAAGAUUGAAGAAAUUUCUUUGCAUAAAAUUUUAACUUGACUGCAUUCUUUGAAUUAUUUUUUACUGAAUUGUAUUCUUCUAUCAUUAGAAAAUUUCUUAAGUUCGAGAAAAAU
Bombus pyrosoma is the source of this 2052-nucleotide messenger RNA. RefSeq names its product protein Fer3-like. Lineage: Eukaryota; Metazoa; Arthropoda; Insecta; Hymenoptera; Apidae. Gene Ontology annotation, molecular function: DNA-binding transcription factor activity, RNA polymerase II-specific; protein dimerization activity; RNA polymerase II transcription regulatory region sequence-specific DNA binding. The record is from RefSeq and is a predicted model, not a curated record. Bases 339 to 854 code for a protein of 171 amino acids. The transcript has 5 exons. Gene Ontology annotation, biological process: regulation of transcription by RNA polymerase II; developmental process.